This is a messenger RNA of Tupaia belangeri chinensis (Chinese tree shrew), 5247 nucleotides long. It is a transcript of the gene AHRR, whose product is annotated as aryl hydrocarbon receptor repressor. Gene Ontology annotation, biological process: response to xenobiotic stimulus; xenobiotic metabolic process; regulation of transcription by RNA polymerase II. Bases 134 to 2392 code for a protein of 752 amino acids. Gene Ontology annotation, cellular component: aryl hydrocarbon receptor complex; nucleus. The record is from RefSeq and is a predicted model, not a curated record. NCBI's taxonomy places the organism in Eukaryota, Metazoa, Chordata, Mammalia, Scandentia, Tupaiidae. Gene Ontology annotation, molecular function: nuclear receptor activity; protein dimerization activity; transcription cis-regulatory region binding. The transcript is spliced from 13 exons.
GGGGUGGGGCCGAACUUCUCGCCCUCCUGGCGCCGGUGGGCGAGAUGCAGGCGCCGGCAAGCCCCGCGGCAGUUCCUGGCCUGCCACCCGCGGGAGCACCUAGCCUAGCGCCCGCUGGCCCCGGCUGAAGACGAUGAUCCCACCAGGCGAGUGCACGUAUGCUGGGAGGAAGAGGAGGAAGCCUGUCCAGAAACAGAGGCCUGCUGUGGGGACAGAGAAGUCAAACCCUUCCAAGCGGCACCGGGACCGCCUCAACGCAGAGCUGGACCACCUGGCCAGCCUGCUGCCCUUCCCCCCCGAUGUCAUCUCCAAGCUGGAUAAGCUGUCCGUCCUGCGCCUCAGCGUCAGCUACCUCCGGGUGAAGAGCUUUUUCCAAGCUGUGCAGAAGUGCUCGAGGCAGCCCGUGGCCAGCACGCCCUUGCCCGGAUCUGGGGGUCCCCACACAGUGUCAGUGGUGCCGGAGGGGAGGCUGCUGCUGGAGUCUCUCAACGGCUUCGCUCUGGUCGUGAGCGCGGAAGGCGUGAUCUUUUAUGCGUCGGCAACAAUCGUGGACUACCUGGGCUUCCAUCAGACGGAUGUCAUGCACCAAAACAUUUAUGACUACAUCCACGUGGAUGACCGUCAGGACUUCUGCCAGCAGCUGCACUGGGCCAUGGACCCUCCCCAGGUGGUGUUCGGGCAACCCCUGCACCCAGAAACAGGAGAAGAUGCAAUCCUGGGGAGGCUACUCAGGGCCCAAGAGGCGGACGCGGACCUGCCCACCGAGUACUCGGCCUUCCUGACCCGCUGUUUUGCCUGCCGUGUGCGCUGCCUGCUAGACAGCACCUCGGGCUUCCUGACGAUGCAGUUCCAAGGAAAACUGAAGUUCCUGUUGGGGCAGCAGAAGAAGGCGCCCUCAGGGACAGCCCUGCCCCCGCGGCUCUCGCUCUUCUGUGUUGUGGUGCCCGUUCUCCUGCCUUCUGUGGCCGAGAUGAAAAUGAAGAGUGUGUUUCUGAGAGCAAAGCACAGGGCAGACCCUGUGGCCACCAUGGACACAAAGGUGAAAGCGCCCCCCAGGCCGUGUGUGCCCGAGUUGCCCAGGAAGCGCGCUCACGUGGCAGGACGAAGCAAUGGCGAAGCCUGUGUUCCCGUGUUCAGGGCACAGAUGGACGCUGUCCGCUGCCCUCGGGUCCUGACCCAGGCCCCAUGCUUAUGCCUCAGGGGCGGCCCUGACCUGGCCCCCCAGGGGGCUGCAAGGGUGAAAGCGCCCCCCAGGCCGUGUGUGCCCGAGUUGCCCAGGAAGCGCGCUCACGUGGCAGGACGAAGCAAUGGCGAAGCCUGUGUUCCCGUGUUCAGGGCACAGAUGGACGCUGUCCGCUGCCCUCGGGUCCUGACCCAGGCCCCAUGCUUAUGCCUCAGGGGCGGCCCUGACCUGGCCCCCCAGGGGGCUGCAAGGCAUGGGGAGGAGGAGGAGCCGGAAUGCGUGCUGAGUGGCUCCUGUGGACUGAGGAGCUGCAGGGAGAUACAUGGGGACGGCUGCCUCGUGGAGACGCCAGGACCCUCAAGGCGCCCAACCCUGGUGUCAGAGGAGCGCAGCCAGGAGGCCAUCAGGCUGCAGCUGCACUCCAGCAGUAGUGGCCUGUUCUCCGCCUGUGCUGCACCCCACCCAGGCAUCCAGAGCACUUUCCAAGGGGGCUCUGCUGCUUUCAGAAGCCCGCCCAUCUCCCGAGCGCCCAGCCACUAUCCCCGGGCCUGCUCUGGCAGGCUAAGCACACACCUGCGGGGGCUAGGCCAGGGCCAGGGCCAGGUGCCCCCUCCCACCCGCCACGUCCCGCAGUGCAGCCUUGAGAGCCAGCUCCCCCCGCCUGGAGCUCAGCGUUUCACGGUGGGCGGCUACUCCACCGCUGACAGUCUGCCCGUGCCCGCUGGAGCCCCGUGCAGCCCGAUGCUGUCACUAGACGUGCCCAUCAAGAUGGAGAGUGACUCUGGGCCUGAGGACACAGCAGACGGCUAUGCCUGGCUGGGGGCCAGUGGUGUGGCCACAAGGCCUCUGGUCACGUUCCCCACCAGGUUGCAUCUGAAGACAGAGCCAGGCCCCAGGUCUCAGGGCUGCACUCCAUACCACGGGCACAGCCUGCUGGGGCCUCAGCCCCACGGCAGGGCCGGCAGGGAGCUAGCCACCUUCUGCCUUGCACACUGUGCCUGCCUGGAGCGCCUGCACAGCCCUCUCGAGCAGCAGCCCUCCACCCCGGGCUGUGGGUGCAGAGCUCCAGGGGCCGUUCCCGUGGUCAAGCGUGAGCCCCUGGACUCACCUCUGUGGGCCGCUCCCAGCCAAGUAGGGGUGCCCAGAGUAUUCCCCAGAAGUGCCUUGGCGAUCCCGCCCGAAGCCUCGGAAUGCACGUCCCUGCUGUGACACUGCUCUGCUCCGCUCCAGCGCUGGCUCCACCACACUCGGGCCUGCCCACGGGAUUCGUGUGUUUGGAGCCUGUUGCAGGCAGUGUCCUGCAGCUGCACAGGGCAGUCCUCCGCCCUGCGUGUGUGGUGCAGACAGUGGCAGGUCCCAACUGUAUAACACCGCACAAGCCUUUGUGCAGGCUGGCCUGAGGUCUGCUCGAUGUGGCAGUCUCUCCUGUGUCAGCAUGGCCUCCUGGCCAGGGGCUCAGUAAUGACUGACUUUGGACGACGUUUCCGGCUUGACCUGCCAGGUCCACUCCCAGAAUCCUGCCCGAGCUGUGCAGGUGGAUGGCCUGCUGGCAGACAGCAAAGAGCAGCAGGUGGUAAAUGAGGGCCAGCCGGCACAAGUGACUGCCUGUGCCAUGUUUGUGAGUGGUCUGGGACGUCCCAGGCCAAAGAGGCCUCGACGAGGGGCCCUGCUCUGGACCACGUGCAGGGAAGGCUCUCGGCUCUCACAAGGACAGAGCUGACCUGGGACGGAAAUGGACAGGGCAGCCCCGUUCCUUCCAGCCACCCCUCGGUAUUGUCAGCGGGCCUGAUCGGCAGUUCAUGCUGCUCUGUCUCUACUUGUCCUGUAAUGAAGAGCUCACAGCCUGGGUCUGGAAGGAGAAACAAGGGCCCAGCCUCAGUGGUACAGGCUCACACCCUGCACACACCCAAGGCCCUGGCUGGCGGGAAGGGGUGAGGAGCCCUGGGUGGGGAGGCCUGAGGGCACACCUCUCACACAGACACUGGGCGUGCUGCACACUUUCUCUCGUGAAAGAAGACAACCUAAAACAAAAGAAGUACAAAGUAGAAGAAAUAGGAAAGUGAGUUGUCUGUCGGGCUGUCUUACUUGCUGUUUCUACAGUUUUUUUUUUUCUUUUUAUUGCCAAAGGGUAUGUGUGCUCACUAGAGAAAGAGAAAGCACCCCCCAUAAAGUGCAGUCAUACCACCAUCCCCCUCUUUCUCAUCCCAUCAGGGUCCUGCAGUUCACGUUGUGCUGUUUUCAAGCUGAGGCUGGGCAUGUAGGAGUCAGCAUCUUAGAUGCAGCUCUGGGGGCCAGGUCUCUACAAGUUUUUACAAUUGAGGGGUCCAGUUGGCAGCCCAGGAAGACUAUUAGAGGCAAGACAGACAAGAAUCAGACAACAGCAAACCAACGUUAAUACACUCUGAUCGUAGGAAAUUUAACGAAAGCAGACAUCGGAAGGCACAGGUCACCUUCCACACUCACAAGUGCCAACAGCAGCCCCCACGGUGCAGGCUUCUCCCAGGGCUGGGCUCAGGCCUUAGUGAAGGGUGACCGAGAACUCCCAGGCUAUGAACGUCACCCCUGAGGACCAGGCAGUCACACCAGCGAGGACUCAAGUGGACAGGCCCCUCAGGGACAGAAGCCACAGUCUGAUGUCAGCUGUGCGCCGAGUCCUGUGGGCGGAGCCACUGCCCACCUGGUACCUUCUUGUCCUGAGUGAGAGCCGGUCACUGAUCACCUGUAGCUUGAGAUGUUUGUGUUCAGCCUCUGGUUAACUGCAUGUGGCUGAGGAGCCAGCUCCCUGGGGACCAGAGAGCUGGGACCAUGAUUACACACCUGGGACCAGACACUUCCUGUCUGGAGCUGGCCAAACACUCUUCGCCUAGUGCUAAUGCUGAACAAGUCACACCUCUGCUCCCCGGGGAUUUAUGUGUGGGACCUUUGAGACACUGUGGGGUCAGACCCUUCCUCCUUCCUUCUCAUCCCAGCCCUGUUCACACCAAGACACGCAGCUGUCAGGGUCUGCUGGUCAACAUGCAUGGGGCCUUCUGGAAGCUGUCUUCUCAAGGGCUCAUUCUGCACCCAGUGUCCUUGAACUCAGGCCUCAGCAUUUUGUCUGCUUCCCUGAGAGUGCCACCAGCUACUCCUGUGCCAUGCUGAUGUGGAUAAGAGCCUGCCAGCACCACACACACGUAAUGUGUCCAAGUACUUUGGAACCAAGAGGAAAAUACCAGGCAAAAAUGCCAGACCAAAAAGAUGGAUUCGGACAUGACUGUGUGUCCCCAGGUGUUGCCCGCCCACCGGGAUAAGUGGAGCAGCUGCACCCUCCAAAGCACAGGUAGCGAUCUGGUCUGCAUAGGUCCACGCUCUCGCUCCUGGGAGGGCAGGUGCCCGUGGUGGGGAGGUGCCCAGCAGGGUGGGCUGCGUUGACGCUGACCUAGCACCCUGGUGUCUGCUCUGCAGGCUUGCCUCCUGGAGACACCACAGUACAUUGGGGGCUCAGUACCACCCAGGGCCAGCCCUGUGUCAAAGUUCCUUCCUGGGUGGGGACAACGACUCGCUGUCAGCCCAGCCUGGGGUGCAGUCAGCAGAGAGCAGAGCUGCGCUGCUGGAGCACAGGCCAAGCACCUGAAACACGGGCACGUGUGCAGCCCGUGUCCUGCUGAGCUGAGGAGGGGCAGGGGCACGGCAGGACCUGCCGGGGGCCUGUCUCGUGCACACCUGUGGACUCUCGAGCGUGAGGAACAUAAACUAACCUCCCUGCUCCAGCACUUAGUGGGGAAGUGCCGGUCAUGGGGUGUCGAAGGUGCAAAUGUCAUUUCUGCUUUAAGCACAUCGGUCCCACUUACAGGCGUGCAUUUGUGCUGUAUGUAGCUUUGCCUUUACAGCUGAGAGAAUUAAAACCAGAUGCAGUGAGGGAGUGGGAUGGGAGGGAAGAGACACAAAUUAUGCUUUGCAGUUUCCUUUGGAGGAAAAGUUUUCAGUAUCUAGACUACCUUGUUGAUGCUCUAAAACCAAUGCACUAUAAUGCAGCACUGGACUGUUCUCGGUGCCUUCAGAAUGCACUUUGACGGGAUUGCCAU